AUGGAUAAAGUAGUAAAAGCUGCCAAAGCAACGCAUGAUUUCAACGAGACAUUUACGCAAAGACGACAUAAAGAAAAUGAUGAGAACACAGAAACACCAUCAGUUUUUAAUAAGAGACAUUUUAUCUCCAGUAGUUCAGUUGUCAUUACGAAAGAAGCAAGAAAAAUCAUGGACCAUAAUGCGAAGCAUGUUUUUAAGGACACCAGGAGAGCUUUAACAAAGUUAGAACUUCGUGUUAUGUGCAGUGUUGUAGAAGGGUUGAAACUUGUCCAUCGUGGUUUGGACCAUGUGAAGGAAGCGUUGAGCGGUGUAGUUAGUUAUGAAUCAUAUACAAGUAGUGAGUAUAUCACUAACUCUACCGAGGACAUGGAUUGCUCUUGCUACUACAUAAUCAACGGUGCUGUGGAAGUGACGUAUGAUAUGAAAAAAAACGGAAAGAGCCGGAGUGUCUACCAACCGAAUAUUCUUUAUAGUCAUGGUGCUGCUGAAUAUAUAGGUCUUGUUUCUCCAGACGGUGUUGAUGAUGAUCUUGCUCCACCCGCCACCAUCUAUUCAAGAGAACCUACACAUAUACUCAGAAUCAACAGAUAUAAAUUCCAUAAGGAAGUUCAUACACUAGUAGAACUACUUUCAGAGGAAAAAAGAAAGUUUCUAAGUGGGCCAGCUUGUAAAAUACCAUUACCUGAUGAUAUUAUUGAGAAGAUUCUAGAUAAACUAACUAAGCAGGAAUAUUCUAGUAAUAAGAUUAUACUAGAACAAGACUAUAUAUCUGAAGAAAUGUUUCUUUUAGUAUCAGGGAGGUGCCAACUAGUGCGAUAUAUAUCUAUACCAGAGUCCAAUAAGAGAAUUAAGGUGGCUGUUGGUGUCAACUGUGGAGGAGAUUUUUUUGGUGAAGAAUGUAUAUUAGAAAAAAAAGGAAGUUAUUGUGAAGUUAUGGCUACAUCACAAACUGUUUGUUAUAAAUUACACAGAUCAGCGUUUGAAAUAGUUCAGAAAGAAUAUCUAUAUAAUCACAUAAAAGAACAGCGAAACGAAUAUCCAGAAGAAGUUAGUUUAUUAGAAUUAGGACAUAGAUCAUGUAUGUGGAAUUAUUAUAAACACAAACAAGUCAAAUCAGCGUUAGAAGAGAAUGGUAAACUAAAAUAUCUUUAUGUUCCUGAAACAAGACGAGUUGUGGAGAGAGCACCGUCAUCAAAGCUGCAAUACAACGAGAAUCUACUGAGGUUUAUAGAAAAGGGAGCUAAAUUUGAAAAGUUUAAACCAAGAUCACAAUCGGCCAAGCAUACCAGUUCAUCUACUUCAUCUACCAGAACGAAACUUCAACGUCGACCACGUACAGUCCAUAUUACUUUGGGUGCCAAAAGAGGUUAUAACAACGAUCUGGAUAGGGAAAAUGCUGCAGACAUGAACGAUUCUUUCAAACAAGUCAGGUGUCCUGUAAAACAGACUCAAUUCGAGAAAGAAGAAAUCAGCGAAUCACAUGAAAAACAAUUAGCAAGACUUCUAUCUCAGAACUCUGAUAUGGGACGUCAGAUGAGAAUGGCUUGGGAAGAAAAUGGAAAAGAGAAUUCUGGAUUUACUAAAAGUGGUGUUUUAGCCACUAUGAAAACGGAAGAUAUUGUACGAAAGGCGAAGGAACUUGCUGAAAAACAAUCUGAGAAGAUACAAACUGGUGACAGUGGAGAUUUUAAUGAAGAAUGGCACACGUCUGUUCACGAAGAAAAUGAAAAUGCUAAAAUGUUUAUUGCUGCCAGUAAAUAUCGACUUGCAAUACUCAGACGAAAAAUGAAGAUUAUGAACUAUAAUAAAGAGAAAAAGGAAAUGAAUAAAAAAUUAACUGCACAGUCCAAUGAAAAUAGAAAAUUAUCAUAUGGCAACUUUGUUAUCGAUGAUAAAAGUGAAUCGGAGAGUGACUCGGAUCCCGAGGAUAUCAUAGCUGAUCCCGAAAGAAAACAGUAUCUGGAGAAUUGGGUUAAAACAGACGAGGAUGAUGAAGGUAACAAUCAUCAGAAAGAACCUUAUCAAGGUGAUCCUGUCGAAAAGUUUAAAAAAGCUGUAGAAUGUGUUGAUGUAGCUAAUAAUGUCGUUUUCUCAAGACAGAUGACCAUUCCGUGGAUAAAAAAGAAAUUUAUAGAACAGGAAAAAGUUACUGAACAGAUUCAGAAGGUCAUAAGAAAAGGAUCAGACGAAGAUGUGAUCAGAUUUGCUACUAUUUCCAGACGUCCUCAUUCCUCGUUUGUCUUAUCUCGACCAAAUCAAGAGAGUAGUUCAUCAUCAAUAUUACCUGCAAAUUUUCGGGCCAUGGUUGAUAGACCGAAAACUGCUGUCACUGCUGAUAGUGGUAGGCUAGGUGGACGACAUUUUAAAGAUGUAGGAAUUCUGGUCAAAAAUGCUUUGAAGCGUAAUAAAGGGCCAAUACAGAGAAUUUCGUCAAAGAAUUAUAUAAUGAAAUGA
Lottia gigantea (owl limpet) is the source of this 2454-nucleotide messenger RNA. RefSeq lists its product as hypothetical. The transcript has 11 exons. The record is from RefSeq and is a predicted model, not a curated record. The coding region runs from base 1 to 2454 and encodes 817 amino acids. Lineage: Eukaryota; Metazoa; Mollusca; Gastropoda; Lottiidae.